Porites evermanni is the source of this 15010-nucleotide messenger RNA. The record is from the annotation of a GenBank genome assembly. NCBI's taxonomy places the organism in Eukaryota, Metazoa, Cnidaria, Anthozoa, Scleractinia, Poritidae.
AUGGCAAUGCAGCAUCCUUUGCAAGCUCGUGGAUCACUGACUGACAAGGUAGGAUAUCUUUGAUGAUAUACCAUCUUAUAGUCCAUUUUUGCCGGACGUUAGCCCUUUCUUUUACUGAACUGAUGACUCUCUGUGUCGUGGCUUUCUUGCUUUCAGGUUCUUGAUGAAACACCAAAACAAGGUAGAGGAAGAAGCAAGAGUAAAGACACGCCACUUCAGCCUUCUCCCCAUGGUCCGCCAAACCCAGGCAUGGACUGGCCCCCUCCCAAAGCAAAACAGACUAAACCACGGCAGAGGAGAAGCAAGAAAGCAGGACCAAAAGCUGAUCCUGAUCUUGAGCUACAACAACAGAUGCUUCAGCAACAGUUAUACCAACAAAUGGAGCAAAGGCAUCGUCUUAUGCAACAAAAGCAAGGGCUGUACGUUGAACAGGGAAAACAUCCCGGGCAACAACCUUCACCUUCAUUAACUCAAAAUGUAGUUGAUAACCCUGGUGUGCUUGCUCAAACAUCUAUGGAUAUGCCGCACCCAACGCGACCUUUAUCACACACGCCAGAACUGCAACAAGGGCUGCCAUCAAGACCAGAUUCGCAAAUCGGCUUGCCCCCUGGAACAACAGGUCCUCAGAUGCCCUCGGGUCCUCAAGUGCCCCUUCCUCCUAACAUGCAAAUUCCUCCAGGUCAUCCACAAAAAAAUGAUCAAGGUUCCUUUUCUCAGAGAUUCCCAACACCGGAAGAUUAUCUUAAGCAAUUUGGCCAAAACCAGAUGCAUCAGAGGCAACCAACCGUGCGGUAUGUAGCAGAAGCAAACAACCCCUUCAGCGAUCAGUUUCAAGGUUUGGAAAACAAAGGAAGAGGGCGAGGAACAGAAAAGAAGAAACCUGGUCCCAGGAAACCAGGGAAGCCUCGAGGCAAAAAAGCAAAAGAAGCAGUACUUCCAGAUGUCGACCCUCUACAACAGCAGCAAACGAGUUCUGCUGUUCGAGAGCUUGUUUCUCCAUGGCAUGCUGCCACACCAUCACCGCUAGCACGGGACGUAAUGCAAGAAAAAUCAGAAGGCACAGGAGUUCCCCAGUCCCCGCAAGUGCAGAUUAAUACCGGGCCUGCUGAUCGUCAUGAGUCAAUAAAACAAGAGAAUCCCGAUGGAAGUAAAGACGACAAAGAUCAGGAGAAUACAAAGCAGGACAUUCCAGCAGAGCAGCACACUGAGGCUGGUUACGGCGCGCCGUCCGAAGGAGAAGCAAAAAAGGACCUCAAUGUUGCUGAGAAGGAGAGUACAGGUGACACGCGUGGUGUUACAAAAGAGGGGUCUGAGUCUGCUGAGAAGAGUAAAGGGGCAUGCAAAGGUACGGGGCUAGAAGCACUGCAAAGGUUGGAGUCUAUGGUUGCAGACAUGGCAAAUGAGGAAGAAGCAUGUAAAGAGCUGGAGAAGCAGUCUGAAUUGGAAAGACUGCUGGAUGAGAAUGAAUAUGAUCCUGAAAUGGACAAGAUAUACGAAAGAGAUUUUAUAGAAGACACUCCAUUCGAAAGAAGCUUACUCUCACCUAAUAAAACUGUGGGCAAUGGAUCUCAGGCUAACUCUGUGGCGUCUCUUGAGUGUCAUGAAGAGAGUCUCAUUUCGCCGUUGUUUGAGGAGCCUGAAAAAAGAAAAGAGCGGCAGAAGUUUUUCGCGGACGUUUCGUGUAGCGAAACACCUCAAGUAGAAAAGAAAUGUAGUGACGAGUCUAUGGGUAAAACUGAAAGCGAAGAGCGAAGUAAAAAAGAGAUUUUGCUGACACCUUCUAUCGAACCAUCUCUAACUCCUGAUGUUGCUACUCCUGUUAUUGAUUCUAAAGAAGAUGCUAUCGAGGUGGUUGAUCAUGGUAGAAACGUCAGCGAUCAAAGUAGAGAUCAGUGUAAGCAAGAAGUUAUCGAGGAUACUGUAGCAAUUAGGAAUGAAGGUUCAAUGCAAGAAUUAGGUUCACUUGAUGCAGUUGGUAAUCAAGGACCUCAUGAAAAUAAAGGCACUCACAGAGAACUAGAGCAAAGUAUUGGAACAACAGAAUCUGUGUCAAUUGGGAGUGCUGCCUCCGAAGGCAUCCGUCCUCCGGAAAGUGCCGUCCCUGUAUCUAUUACGUCAAGUGUUGGACCUUCAGUAAACGAGCUGCUAAAUAGCGUAAAUGGCAAAGACUUGAUUGUUCAAGAAUGUAAAAACCAUCAGCAGACGCUAGGCGAAGCUCCUUUUGGAAGCGGCAGGGAUGUAUGUGUAGCUUUUCCUCAGCAAAAUGCUACAAAUAUGAGUAGUUGUAUUGUACCAGAAGCUGUACAUGAAACUGUGGAUCAAAUCUCCGACACUAAGAAAUACUACACGGCUGAUCCAGUACAAGAACCAACAGCAACACUUUCUGCUCGUCCAGUUCAGCGUGAGAAGCCUGCUAAGGCAUCAAAACAAUCGAGUCGACCGAAAAACCAGCAUGGAUUAUCAGAUGCAGUAGCAAAGAAGAAAACCUCUACAAAGGAGGAAGACCCCAUUAAAAAGCAGUGGCAGGAGCUGAAAAGACAGGAGUACGAGCGAAAGAAGCGCGAGUACGAGGAACAACAGAAGAAAAAACGAGCACUUCAGCAACAACUUCGCAUAGAAAAACAAAUGAUCAGACAGCAGAGGAAACGGCAACGUAUUUAUAUGAAUCCCAGCAGCCGGAGCAAGCAGAAAACAGAAGUUGCUAACACUGCUAUAUCCUUGACGAUCUCCACUGUUAACAACUCUCACAAAGAAGUCAAGCCGGGGACUCCUCUUUCUCUCUGCGAACCCAAGUUGCUUUUGACUCAUGCCUUGACACAUCCGUACGGAAGCAGGCCUUUUAACGGGCAGUGUCCUUUGAAAGGAAACUUUGGUUCAGCAAAAAUAGAUGGAAUGGUUGACUUUUAUUCACAGUUUCCAAUAUCUGGGGUGGAUGUUGUGUUGGGACAUCCGCCGACCCCACCCUCGUCUCUGCCACCCUCCCCAGGGGUGCAUCAGCAUAAGAACGAUUCCAAUGAAAAGCCUCUUGUAAAUGGCGACGUUUCGCCUGAGCAUUCUGAACGCGCUGAACUGCUUGCUUCUAACAAGGCACACGGUUCGGAUAGUGAGCGGCCAUCCAAACGGGCGCGGUACAUGGCAGUUUUGGAUUCUGCGAGAGGGGGCGUUAGUGUUCCUCCAUCAAUGCCUACUCCUCCUUUGUCCGAUUCGGCAGCGUCGUCUGUGAACGAUCGAAUCGCUGACGCACAAUCAUCUGGGAAACAACUUCUCCUUAUAAGGUCUGAAUCAAACGGUAAAGAAUCCAAUAGUAAUUCUUCGUCUUCGUCACCUGAAACAGUUCAGUACAUUGCUUCUUCAUCUCCGGAGUCCGAUGCACUCAAUAGAAUGCAGACUCCUAAGUUCUCAGCUUUAUUACAUCGUGACAGUACAGACUCGCCAACGUUUCCAGCAGUGACAAUAAAACGCGAGAAAGUGGAACACGUCUUACAAAAUGGUAUAUGCCCGUCUUUUAACGAUUCCUGUAGGAGUAUUUCGGAUACUCAUUUUGGUGAGACUACUUGCUGUGGGCCUAGAGCAGAGAAUGAUGCUGAUGAUUUGGACAAUAUUCACGUGUCAUUGACAUUGUCGCCAACAUCAGACCAAAGGGUCACAGACACUGUGGCGUCAGUCGCUGCAUUGAUAGGCUGUUCUCCUCCCCGACGCUCGGACAUUGUUAUUGAGCCGGCUGGAAAUACUGUACCUUCCAGUGGUUUCUUAAAACCUACUAACAAACUCGGCAGUAGUUCAAUAGCAGCUCCUAUGGCUCACACUUCAUCGGAUAUUUAUCAGAAAUCACCUUUUCCAAGUUCUCAAGUAAACCUCUCAUCUAGCGAGGAAAAAUGCUCGGUCAAAAGGCCAGAAGGUCCGUACUGUCGCCACUGUGAUGUUUUAGUAAUAGGUAUUGGUAUGAAACGUAAACCAGACGAUGAAGAAACGGUACAGGGACUAGACACAGUGAAUUCAAAUGAAACAGCCAAGGACAACGCAGAUUAUAAAAUCUACAGAGUUAGUGUGGAAGCAGGGGACUGUACAGGGGACAUAUUUUGCUCGGAAGCUUGCUUGAAGCAAUAUUUCGCGCAUGUUGUUUCUGAAUGUUCGUCACUAACGCAAGACUGUAAAUCAGGGCUCAGGGCCUUGCCGUCUCAUUCGGAUAUGUCUGUUACAUCUGUGGGUCAAACGAGUGUCGGAUCCGGUAACGUGACAACAGUUAAUGGAGUUGAUUGUCGGGGAGGAGUCGUAGCGGAUGGAUUAUCGCCGACAUCUUUACGGAAACUGCGAAGUCCUUCUUGGAAGGAAGAAGACCGAGAUGACCAGGUUAGUUUGUUUUUUUUUCCUCUUUACUCUGUUUCGUUUUUAUUUGAUAUACCAUGACCAAGAACAUUUUUGUUUUCCGUUUAUCCACGUAUACCGUGUACAACAUUUAUUUAGUGAAAACACUACUCAUUACGAUGGACAAUUUGAAGCUUCUGUAAAAAAGAAUGAUUCAAGACAUUGUGAGAGGUAUAGCAGAAAGGAUGAUCCGAAUUUCUAUAGUGAAACACACCCAGAGAUCAGAUCACAAGUAUUUGAAAGAUGUUGCUUUUCUUUAAACCAUCAUCAGGCCACCAAAUAACAAGGAGAAAGUGCGUGGUUUUAUGAUGGGCGGGGGUGGGGGCUCUCAUAUGAAUAAGAACCUGACAUGUUGCCAACAAUUUUAAUCUGAUGUCAUUUUGUACUUCACCAUGAAGUUGUGAGAAGUGCUUGGCUGUCUUUUAGAUUAUCUGACAUGUCUUUGUCAAGGUAUACUAUGUUUGGUACCUGCCUUCUUCAGUCAUUUUCUUUGACUGUUUGUGAGGCAGACACCUUUGUAGCCUCUCUAGCUUUUCUUUUUGUGUGUAAACUCUAGAAAUUCAUGAAUAAAAAUUUAUAAAAUACACUACCAAAAAAACAAACAAACUGUUAGACCAAGUCUGUCGUAGAGGCGUACUUUAGGGAUACUUUUUGCAUCUGGAGAAGCCCACAUUGGCAUGUUCUACACUUGGGGACAUUUACAUUUUCGUGUAGCCUGAGAAAACAGCCGACAUUUGGCGACGCUACCACUGGUUUCCCCGCCAAAUGACGUCUUGAGAAACGAGCGUAGAAAUUCCAUACUUAAUACGCGUCAUUACCCAGAUCUGGGUAGUGCUUGUGAUUGGUUAAAGCAAAUUUCCCUCGCGACACGACCAAUCAGAAGCACUACCCAGAUCUGGGUAGUGACGUGUCAUCAGUAUGGAAUUUCUGCGCUCGUUUCUCAGACGUCAUUUGGCGGGGAAACCAGUAGUGGCGUCGUAAAAUGUCGGCUGUCUUCUCAGGCUACAUUUUCUUUUUGUCGUUGGUCUCGUUAACAUCUUUAAGACCUUUAUUUUAAGGGACUUUGCAAUUAAAGGGAUUGUGUGUGUUGUUUGAACGACGUUUUGCACUCGCUUCGAGACUUUCCACAAUAACUGAAGCAUAUUUGGUAUCUUAUAUCUUACUUUUAUUAUCUAGGGAUGUUUUCAUUUCUAGCGUUAAUGUGUCAAGUUGAACAGAUGUUAGAACAUCGUUACUCUCUGUCUUUAGGGAAAUAGUUGCAAACGUCAGCGUCGGUUACAAUGGAAAAGAUGGCAGCAGAAUGAAGCGGCAAAAGGUGUCAACAAGCAACGAUUAGAACUUUCAGCUGAAGAGAUAACGGAGGUACGUGAAGCUAAUACAGUGUUACCGGUGUGUAACAACAUGAGCUAAGACCUGGAACAGCCCAGAGUUCCGGUAUUCUAAGGUUUGGUAUUCCGUACAGUGGUGUGUAAUCGCCAUUCUGAUUUCUAGACAUCUGAGUAAAUGCUGCAGUCAAAGGGGUGGGUUUAAGGCUGGAAGGACGAAGUGGACGGUAGAGGAGAGGAAGUUGUCCUUCUGUUUUUUACGUUUUCUAACCCCUCCCUCCCUUGCGUUUUUUAAGCAAAUUCUAACUAGAAGCAUUUAAAAGUAAUUUGACACGAUGUGUAAUUCUUUGAAGCAAGCCGUCCACUUUUGGUUGCUGUACAAAACUAGUGACCUUUUUUCGUUCCUGUUGACGUACAAUCAUCAGAGAUUGAUUUGUAACUGUCACGUCUUUUCUUAGCUUCUAGGAAAACAUGGCGCGUUGAAGCCCUGUGCUGAUCUGCCAGAUGACAAGAGGUCUUGUACUUUGUGUGGUGAGACAGGCGAUGGAGACAACAACGCUUCAGCUCGGUCAGUACAACAUCUAUCCUGGGAAAAGGACUCCUACACGAGCUAUCUCGUAUACUGUAAACUACUACUAAACAAAAAAAUACAUCCAGUUAUAGACUCCUAGCUUUUAAGCUUGAUUCAAAAUCAGUAAAUGAAAAACGUGUUUUUAUCAGCACUGCAAUAGCUUGUUUCGAAGCGAUUUUUCUUAUCUGGUUUAUAUAAGCCCCCUCAGUUUUAAGGACCUCCUAUUAACCCAGGGCUAAUAAGCGGCAAUUUACGGUAUUUGACUAAUUUGUCUUUGCAUUAUUUACUUUGAAAUUCUGGAGCAGAAUCUCAGGUUCACUGAUCUGUACCAAGACCCUAUACAACAUUUCGUUAGCCUUUUCAGCCGGUUCAACUAUCCAUUAACCGACUGUUUUCAACUCGCUACUUCCCUUUGAUAACAGUACUUGGUACUCGGAAGGGUUAUCCUGGAUAAAUAUUCAAUUAUUAUUAUUAUUAUUAUUGUUAUUAUUGUUAUAAUUAUUGAUUAACUACUGUUUCAACUUAUAGCUGUUUACCCACAAUAGCACACUAGGAUAAAUACUUAAAUUAUAGCCUGUUUGGAACACAUGCCGUGCAAAAAAAGAAGAAUCCAGACAUUGCUCAACUCAGAAAACCAAAACACACCCCCUUGAUCACAUAAACAAAUAUUAAACUUCCGAUGAAAAAAGUAAGGUGGAUAGUAGCCAAAACAAGGCUAAUUUAAUGCCAUAGGGGAGAGUUCCAAGCCAAGGUCAGGAGCCUAGGUAACAAAAAGACAUUGUAUCGAUAGAAGCCGCUAAUUAUUUAGUAUCCGCUAUGCAGACGAUGCUCAAAAAAAAAUUAGGAAGGAAAAUGUCUUGGCCGAAGGAAUUUUUGAUCACGAGUUUAAAAAGAGUGUGGCAAAAAUCACGUUACCCAUCUACAAACUUCGGAACGCUUGGGCAGUCCGGCAAUCCAUUUUGCUUGGGUUGUCCAGUUACUUGUUUUUACUAGCCUGCGCCAUUUUUGUGCUGAAGGAAAAAAUUCCAGGACGCGCGCGCACGCGGAAGAAGAGGCGUGUUCCCCUCGCGCGCCCGAUUGAAAUAACCCAAAAAAUAACCGGCGCCAACCACGUAGGCUAGCCCUUACUUGUUAUUAUGACACCUAUCACUGAAGAAAAACAAACAAAAACCCAUCGUAGGGUAGUGAAUGUUAGCUCCAAUAUAAAGUCCUUAUCAACUCUUGUGGUUUCAAACUUGUUUGUGGUUGGUUUAUUUGCAGUCUGCUGAAUCUCGAUGUGGAUGUUUGGGUUCAUCUCAACUGUGCGCUUUGGUCACUGGAAGUUUACGAAACGUUAAACGGCGCUCUCAUGAACGUGGAUGUAGCUGUUAAAAGAGGAACUGUAACGGUAGGAUAAGGACCUGUGAUGAAACUAUAUAUCUGAUGAACUCUUUUCUCUUCACCAAGUGAAUUUACCCAUAAAGUUAAUCAGUUUUUUCAAAUUGUUUCCUUCUCGCAGAACUGUGUGGUGUGUUUGAAAAGAGGUGCUACCGUGUCAUGUAAUCAGAAGAUCGGCUUGUCCAAGAUUGGCUGUCCAAACAAUUUUCACUUUAAUUGUGCGAUCACUCAUGGCUGUGUGUUCUUCAAGGACAAGGUAAACUUUGUCACAAACCGCGUCGAAUUUGCAUAAUUACAGGACUAAAAUAAUUUGCUGGUAAACUCUGAACUGUUGGUGUUCCUUGUUUUUUCAGACGAUGUUGUGUCAUGAGCACAGACCAGAUACCCCUGGAAUGACGGAUCUGAUUCUAUCAUCGUAUGCUGUUUAUCGGAAGGUUUAUGUCAACAGAGACGAGAUUCAGCAGAUCGCAAGGUUAAUAACUUUUUUGCACUUUCUUUCUUUCUUUCGCUGUGGCACGUUUUUUGUUGCUAACCACUGAACAUUUUUCCGCCGCCAGUAUGUUACGUCACAAUCAGGAAACCAACGAUAAACCUCAGACGUUACGAGUUGGAAGCCUGGUAGUGAGGUCCUUGGGACAGCUUCUGCCACAUCAACUGCAGUCAUUUCACAGCAGAGACUCCGUCUAUCCGGUAAUCUCCCAUGCGUGCAGUUGUUUUGUUUAAGUCACUGGUUUCAUCCAAGCUGAACUGCGCUUAGUGAGCGAUAUUAGGGAAACACGGGUGUCGAAGGCGUUAACCUGUGUAUAUGUUUUCGGCUAGACAUGCAUUCCAAUGCACACAUGUAUUUUAGAAACUAAAUAACGGAUAAUAGAAACUAAGUAACGGAUAAUAGAACCCAGCGUGUAGUCUCGGACAGUCUUUCUCUUAGUGAUAAACGAGAAACUAUAGCUAAGUUUUAUUUCAAUUGUCUAUUCAAGAACAGCGCAACUCGCUCUCGAAGACCCAGGGACAGCUAAGCAAGACGGGAUACUAUAAGAUCAACGGAAGAGCAUUUUGACACCAAGAAACAUUUGAAUACUUCCCUUUUGACUCUUUGGCCAAUCAGAAGUGAUUGGCUGCCUCUGGGUCACCAAGAAUAAACAGAACUAUUCAUAAAUGUUUCCAGAUAUGAAUGUUGGAGUCGUGCAAAAGUUUACAAGCGGCUCUUCUCAUGUGGUUUUUACAUUAAACUUGUACUAAUUUAUUACACGACAUCCAUUCUUUAAACAUCGACGUGACGUCAUCUCAUUUGUUUUAGAAACAAUUUGUCCUUGCAAGGUGCAUUUUAAAGUUUCUUUAAAUUAUUUUUUGAAGACGCGGUUUUCUUCUUUACUGGAUUGUUUCUUGGUGUAUCAGGUUGGCUUCAAGACAAUCCGUUUCUACUGGAGUAUGCACUCUGUGAACCGCCGCUGUAAAUAUCAUUGUAUGGUUGAGGAUGCAGAGGGUAUCCCGAGUUUUACCAUCAGAGUGGAGGACGACGAGCAAAAAGAACAACUUAUCUUUCGGGGAAAAUCGCCAAGAGGUAAGCAGAGCGUGCUAUGAAGAAGUUAGAAGUGACUUGUGUCAGACUUGUGUCAGAUAAUGCAACUGACACAACGAAAUGCGAUUUUCAGUUAUUACUUAAAUUUAGACGCUGAAUAUAACCACGUCCCUUUCUUUCUUAGAACAGUAUUUUGGGGGGUUAGGGCUCUUUUACGUCCCCUGUGCGUUGAUAAGGAAGAAUGAAGGAGAAAAGGAAAAAAACACAAAUGAAGAACAAACAAACAAAAAAACAGCAACCAAAACUAUAACAACUUGCAACAAGCACUCUACCUUGUAUCUACGAUAAAGAUUUAUUAUCAUGCCAAAAGUAGUAAUAAUAGUGUUAAAAAAAUCAGACAAGGCUAACGGCUUGAUGUUACCGCCCAAUGACAAGAUCAUUUGAAAUACGACAAGGUCUUCAUCCAAGCCGGCAUGAUCUGACCAGUUUUUGUAAAAUACCCUGGUUAAUGGUCCCGGCGCCAGGGUUCGAAAUGGGGACCUUCCAGACCACAGAUCUACGCUCAUUCAGCGAGUUAACAUGUUAUUUUUUCAGUUGGUAGUAUACUGAAUUCUCUCCAAGAUCCUGUCCGUUUAAGGGAUAUAUACGUUAAAGAGGUGUGCGACUGUAAUAUCCAUGUCAGUGUUAAAAUGGAUGGGUUACAUUAAAGGAGUUAUAUAUAGUUAGGGUCGAUUAACAAUUUUAUUACACUUUGUCGUUUCUUCUCAACAGAUGUCUGGCAACAGAUUCUCAUUCCCAUUUUGAAAAUGAGGAAGGAGAAGGGGCUCGUCAACUUGUUCCCAGAAUACAUCUCAGGAGAGGUAAGUGGAAGAGUUCUUACGUUUCAUCACUGAUGGGUUAACUACUUGUUGUUCUUGUAAUCUGGUUCAGAUCUCGACCUGGCCAGAGGCUCUACCAGAAAUUGUCCCUCGCUUGUCCUGAAUUUUAUCGCUCAACCCUGCUUUUUCUAUCCCGCCUUGGGGAUUUUUAACCCGUUCUUUUGAAUUAAACCUGCUGUUUCAAUUAUUGUUCAACCCCAUUAGGUUGGUACUUAAACAUUUUGCAGUGUUGUGGAAGAGGUCAUUUACUGUUAUUAAUUAUUUUGUCUUAUUUCGCAGGAUUUGUUUGGGUUAUCAGAGCAAUUUGUACUGAGGAUUAUCGAGUCGGUACGUGUCUUCCUGGUCGUUCACUACUGCUAGAUUCUUAGUUAGUGCCAAGCCUGCUGUGAACCGCUUAUUUGUUUUUUCCUGGUUUUAGAUGCCUGGUGUAGACCAAAUGCAAGGAUACAAUAUGCGUUAUGGCCCGUCACCCAUAAUGGAGCUGCCGUUAGCGGUAAAUCCAACCGGUAGUGCCAGGUCAGAGCCGCUAUUGAGAACACAUUUCAGGAGUGGAAGGUGUGUGUCGCAAGCUUUGUUAUUCGUGUUCUGUACAACUUUAUUAUGAAUAUCGUACCCGGUGUCGCUUUUUUUUUUGCCUCAAGUCUAACCUUUUGAAGACAAAAUCGCCAUCUCGGCGUUAGGUUAUAAAGUCGAUGAAAGUAAUACAAGGCUUAGGUAACUUGAUUUGUCGCGCUUCAUCGUAACCCUCAUCGCACUUCGUACAGUAGGUACUUGGACUGCUAAGGCAUUGUGAGACGAGCAAGCUGUCGCUGAAUUUUUCCAUCCCGUAACAGUCUGGCAGGCCAACCGGCAAAUGUUGGUUGCCCGCCGGUUGUGCCCAUGGGAAAACCUGCGGGAAAGUCGCACCUCUCCCCCACCCUCUUCAGCGAGAACUAGUGUAUGGAAGGUUAUAAUCAAUGUUAUCAUUACUUUUGUCCACAGAGCUCGCGCCCUUCGGUCUGCUACCAGUUCUGGCACCGCCGUAUCCCCUGCAGCCACGGUCAGUUCCGGAAUCGCCGACGAGUCAUCUGGUCUGUAUCUUAAACAGUUCGUAUUCUCCAAAGCUGCGCAAUACCGCAAGCUAAAAACCGAGUGGAAAAACAACGUCUUCUUGGGAAGAUCCAACAUUCAAGUAAGUGCUUUGAUAUUCCGAAUCACUGUUAAUGAAAGUUUGUUUGCUAGUUUGGGGCCCCGGAUACCUUCACAGAAUAUUAUGUUGGGCCUCUUAGAAAACAAGGCAACUGCUUGCUUAAACACAGCACAUCUUCAGUCUAAAUGUUUUAUUCCUCACGGGGGCAUUUUCUUGUGAGGGCAAGUUUUAAGAUGGUUUGAAAUAAAAAUCGGCGUAGUAAUGUCGCGUCUUUGAAUAUUAAGUUUCGUUUGUUUGCAGGGCUUGGGACUUUUUGCGAACAAGGACAUGGAAGGGGUGAGUUAAGAUGUUUUUUCGUCAUAGCGAUUUAGGUACUUUGCAGCCCUUGACUUGCGAUCCUUAUUAGCACCUGUUAACGUGGAAGGAAGGCAACCCUCCCAGAACGUGAAAAGAAUGUCUUAUGUGCUUUUCACCCAAUCACAAGUGAGACAACUUGAGGACAAGAAAAGUCAUCUUGCUCAGUGUAACCAGACAGUCUAGGGUCUAGUGUAGUGUGAUCCUCUCCUCAGGGUAACUCGAUCUACGUCGUGUAAACCCGCGGGCAAUCCCGGAAAAUAUGUGGGUACCCUCUUUCCUUGUAAACAGACCAUAACACAACUUACACUAGUACACUGUUGUUGUGGCUGUUUGUUAAUAGCGACCUUUAGGUUAGUCGUCGAGUACAAGUAAGAGUUAAGAAUUUUGGGCUAAUUUUAUCUCGUGAACUAUAACUAUAUGACAAGCACAAAAAUGAACGUUCAGGAUGAGAUUGAGGCACACGAAUUUGGUUUGACAACUGCUACUUGUGCUAAAUCCAAUGUUAAGGUCGCUUAUGUCGAUGUUGUUCCUUUUUUGGUCGUGUCAACAGGGAAGUAUGGUCAUCGAGUACAUUGGCUCUAUCAUACGAAACGAAGUGGCCAACAGAAGAGAGCAAAUCUACGAGAAGCAGGUAACGUUUGCGCGAAAACGUUUUUAAUUCCAAUGUUUGUGAGUGUGUCUUUUUGCCAUCAAGAUUUCUAUGGUCAUUGCGCAACUGGUAAAUCUCAAACGUGAGUUCAUGGAAAACUCAGUCAAGAAACUCGCCAAGAAAAAGCAAAAGAAUCAAGCGUUUAAUGAGUAUCUUUAUAUCUGAUACAGACAGGCCUAAACUUAACAUCCAAUCUCCUAGCCAAAAUACGCCAACCCCCCCCUCCCCCCCGCCCGCCCCCAUAUCUAAAUACCCCAUUUUUACUUAAUUUCGCGUAUAUUAUUUCGCGGGAUUAUAUUUUUUGGGCCAUCUCAAUUGGGCAACUAUGUAUAAAAGGCUUUAAAUAUCGCGAUUCAAACGUUCUCACUCAACUUCGUUUUAGUUUGCAAAAAGUCUGAACUUUUAAAAUUUCUCUCUAAACUUGAAAAACAAAAAUGCAUGUUUAAAAAGGAACUCUUAAUACACGAAGAAGCAAAACGCGUAUUUGGAAAAUUAACUUUAAAUGUGUUAACGUUAUUUCACAACGGAAGAUGCAAAAUGAAACUAACCCGCACUGAUUUGUGUGUUUGUCGAUACAUAUGCUGUGUAUGUUCAGUUGUUGUUAUGUUACAUGUUAAUCAUUUUUUUUCGGUCAUUUUAUGGGUAUUAAAUUUAGCGAGGAUUUUUAUUCGCGUACCUUUAAUUUCGCGAUUUUUUUACAAUCAAGGAACGUGAAAUUGAAGACCCUGCGAAAAUUAGUACCAGUAAGAUAUUUGUACCAGUGAGUAGCAAUAAGGUAUUCGUACAGGAAUGAAAAGAUCAAGCUAAUGUCGAAAGUAUAAGAUUCUUGAUAUAAAACCGAAACCAAGAUCUUCUUAAAAGGAUUUAGAGUAAGGCGCCUUUAAUACGACCACUCUCCGCCGGACAGUAAGUUCCCCUUCUAUUAACGAGGUGAUUGAGCAAAAAACUGAGUGUUCGUAUGCAAGCCCCGCCUGACAAGAACUCCGUUAUUACGACCUUUACUAUUAUUUAGUCCCAAUCAUACCAACACUCGGUUAUUUUCUUUCUUGAAAACCUUUUGAACACGACCACCUCGUUAAAGCGAUUGGGUUUUUAUAGUCUGUUGAUGGCGGUGUAUUGCACUACUGACGUGUUAAGCAGUCGGCCGCAAGGAAACUUGAGAUGGAAAUACUGACCAGUUUUUCCUUUUUCCGUUGUUGUAGAAUCGCGGCGUGUACAUGUUUAGAAUUGACUCUGAUGCCGUUAUUGAUGCCACAAUGGCUGGAGGACCAGCGCGAUAUAUUAACCAUUCAUGUAGUGUAAGUAUUCCGCGACAAUUCUUACUUGUUCCCGUGAGGUCAGGUGGUCUUUGCAGUCGCAAGUGAAAAGGCGCUGUGUUGGGGGCUCGAAGUUUAUAGAAACUAGUACAGCCUUUUGUGGCCUGGCCGCAGUUGUUCAAAAGGUGGAUUACGCUAUCCACUGGAUGAAUCUCUGUCCAGUGGACGACGCAGUUGGUUUCCUUAAGGGUUGAUUUCCAGUGUCGCGUAAUUUUUAUGUGCGUACGUGCGUAAAAUUUACGGUCACAAAUAAAAUAGAGGCAAUGCAUGAAAGAUCUCUCGUAAGCGUAAAAGUUGAACCUCGCUCAACGUCUCGUUUAAGCUCACCACUUUUUUUUUAUCUUGCUUUUAUUUUAUUUACGUGCGUUAACGUGUGUAGCUAAAAACGCGUCAGUGGAAAUCAACCUUAACACUUAUCAGCUCGAUAGUGAUUUAUCCAGUGGGUAUAGUGCUAUCCAACGUUUGAACAACCGGGGCCUGGUGCAGCGGAAAAAGGGGUGACGAAGGUCUUUUCGCCCCUCUCUCCCCUCCCCCCAGUCUUUAUCCAACACUGUUAAGUGACAAAAUUUACCUUCAUNUACACGUAUAGUCAAGACUUCGUUUUCUGUCUAGCUCUGUGUGGUUGUGCUCCGUGACGUCAAUGGUAAUGUGCUAGGGCGUUUUUAAGGCGAGUAUUUGUGAUAUUGUGUCCUGUUUCGUGCGUCUUUUGGUUUUUGCGUUUUUUUUUUCCUUCUUUUUUUUUUUUUUUUUUUUUUUUUUUUUUUUUUUUUUUUUUUUUUUUUUUUUUUCUUUUUUUCCGUUUUUUUUUUUUUUUUUUUUUUUUUAAAUCUUUUGUUACAUCACUUGUCCUAUGGAACCUUUCACAAUACCAACAAACUACAAAUUUUCAAAUUCCAUUCGAUCUGGACGUUUAAAAGGUUGUUAAACGCGUUCUUGGGAACUGCUGUAUUAGGACGGUCGAUAAACAAAUUACAUUGUUUGAACAAGACUGAAGAGCCUUUAAAUCUCUUAGGCAUCGAUCCGGUCAAAAUAGAUUAUUCUCUCUUGGUCUGGCUUACUACCUCCGCCUUUUUCCACCCCUUUCCAUAUCAUAUGAAGCCAAAACUUACACAUCUUCAUUUUCUUACAGCUCACUUAUGACUACAAGUUCGACUUUGAGGAUGAAGAAAAUAAAAUUCCAUGCUUGUGUGGUGCUCCUAACUGCCGAAAAUGGAUGAACUGAGGAACUGAAUGUGGAGCAAUUUUCAUCGAAAUUUAUUUAAUCGUUAUUUAUUUAACGUGAAUGUUCUACAACUUUUGGCAGGUACAAAUCCAGAAUUUUCUUUAUACACCUAAGGACAACGGAAAAUAUAAUAUUGUAUGAUAUAUAAUUAAUCAUGUUUUAGUUCGCUUUUUCAAUUCGCAGAAGUGAAUUUGUCAUGUCAGACAUUUCAUGCAGGAAUAGCUAUAUGCCAUCCGAAAUACAGGAAUCGCUAGGUUUGUUUGUUUUUUUUUCCCUGUGCAUUUUUGUUUAUUUAGGUUCAC